AAUUAAAUUUUUUAUAAUAGGUUGAAAUCUUAAAAUCGAUUAGCGAGGUUAUUUAAAAUGUGUAAACUGUAAAUGAACUAUUGUUUAACUUAGUAAUACUUAGUAAAAAACUUGUAUAGUAAUACUUUCAUGUCCAUUCGAAUUUUUGUCAGAAAAAUGUCUAAAAACGUUGCUAUUAAAUUGGUAAAUAAUGCCGAUAAAGCUGAAAAACGUUUAUCCGAACUCAAGAGUAAGCUAGAGCAAGUAAAGAAGUAUAAAGUAGAAGAGGGAAUCAAAGAGCUAAUACAAGAAAAUGAAUUCUUAAAGAAAAAAGUUCAAGAGGCAAAGAUUGAGUUGAUGAAAUUGGAAACACUAAACGGCAAGAAACAGUAUCCAUUACCUGGAAAAACAGUUGUCACAAUCAGUAAUGCAGAUGUCUCUAAAUUAGAGCAACCUAAUGUAGAUGUCGAUCAGAUUCCUGCUGUCAAAACGGAAAAAAAAGAAAAAGGUGUUGCAAAGAAACCAAAAGAUAAAGCAGCUGUACCAGUGACUAAUGAUCUUAUUGAUGUUAGGAAGUUAGACCUACGGAUUGGUAAAAUUGUUGAUAUUGACAAACAUCCUGAUGCUGACACCCUGUAUGUGGAAAAGAUCGAUUGUGGUGAAGAUAACCCUCGGACAGUUGUAUCAGGUCUUGUCAACCAUGUCCCCAUUGAUGAAAUGAAGGACAGGAUUGUUAUGGUGUUAUGCAAUUUGAAACCCGUAAAGAUGCGUGGUGUCACCUCUGAAGCUAUGGUAAUGUGUGCCAGUUCACCUGAUAAAGUUGAAGUACUCAUUCCACCGAAUGGAGCUAUACCUGGGGAUCUAGUCACAUGCGAAGGGUAUCCUCGGGAGCCAGAACCCCAACUCAACCCUAAGAAGAAGAUAUUUGAAACUUGCGCCCCAGACCUUAAAACUAAUGAUGAUUGUGUUGCAUGCUAUAAAGGAAGUGCUCUAGUAAUUCUUGGGAAAGGCCCAGUUAAAGCACCCACACUUAAAGGGGUGAAUGUUAAAUAAUUUUAAGUGAAAUGUUUUUAAAAUUUAGGCAGUUUUUACAAUAAAUUAUUGAA
This is a messenger RNA of Pararge aegeria (speckled wood butterfly), 1085 nucleotides long. RefSeq names its product aminoacyl tRNA synthase complex-interacting multifunctional protein 1 (gene AIMP1). Gene Ontology annotation, molecular function: tRNA binding. The transcript is spliced from 3 exons. The record is from RefSeq and is a predicted model, not a curated record. The coding region runs from base 130 to 1032 and encodes 300 amino acids. NCBI's taxonomy places the organism in Eukaryota, Metazoa, Arthropoda, Insecta, Lepidoptera, Nymphalidae.